GUGUGAAGCGAGGCAGGGAGGGCUCUUGCCAGCGCAGAUUCCAUCUCCUCUCUGGGCGCCCGGGUGCCCGUCGUGCGCUGCCACUGUCUCACUCCCGGACACAGCGGAGCUGUGGCUAAUCAUAAACACAUCAGCAUUUCUCUCCCGUCCCUUCUCAUCGCCCCGUGCUCCAAGAAGAAGAAGAAGAAGAAGCAGAGAGAGGUCCGGGGCUGCGGAUGAGCGUGUCUUUGUGGCACCGCUCGCUGGCGGGCUGACAGAGGCGGCAUUGUUGGCGGGCUGAGCCCGCCUGGCAGCCGCGGAAGGUGGGAUCCGCGCCCUGCAUACGGAAUCGGGGAGCGGCCGGGACAGGGCCAGCGGCUCCGAGAGCUGCUUAAUGCUCGGAGGGAGUUUUAGAGCUCUGCUCCAACAGCUUCUCCUGGGGUCUUCUUCUGCACAGUGCAAAGAGGGUCUAGGAGGAGGAGUCCUUGUUAAUCAAAGCCCAGAAGCUUUUGGUUCAUCACUGGGAGAGCCUGUAUGAAGACCUGUGUGGAUGAAGUUAUAAGAAACAGAAGGUGCAUGCAGCACAGAUGUCCGUCUUCUUCAAGGAGUAACUUCUUCAACCCCAAGUGAUACCAGGUCCUGCUAGUACCAUGGGGCUAGAGGGUGUUUUUUUAGGCACUGGACAGAUCCACGUAAUCCUGUGGGGAAGUUUGGCAGCCAUGACAACACUCUUGUUCCUCACCUUCCUCAUCUUCCUUUGCUCCAGCUGCAAUGGGGAAAAGAAGGCCAAAAAUCAGAAUGGAGAUCAUGAAAAUCUGAUGAAUGUGCCUUCCGAGAAGGAGGUGUUCAGCCAUUCCAUCGCGAGUUCCGUCACGGAGCCUCCCCCAAACAGCGAACAGAACGGGGCCCUCAGCAACGGAGAGGUUCUUUCUGAGGACAGUACAGCUGCCUGUAUCCAGCCUUAUGAAGAAGUACAGACAUCUGAUCUACUAGAUCAACAGGAUAGUCUUGGAAAGUCUAUAAAAUGUCACCAGAGCCGGGAACUACCCAGCAUUCCCCCUAACAACCCCAUGGAAACUAUAAUCUCAUCUAGAAAUGCAGAAAAUGAUCAAGGUCUUGGAAUGGAAGGGCCUUACGAAGUCUUGAAAGACAGCUCCUCUCAGGAGAACAUAGUUGAAGACUGCUUGUAUGAAACUGUGAAGGAAAUUAAAGAUGUUGGAGCAGUAGUCAGCAUGGAAGGGAACUCUAACAGCAAAUCAAAGGCUUCACUGACAGUUUCUGAAGGUCAGAACCAGAUUCCUGAGUGCAGAAUUGAGUCAGCAGAAUAUGCAUCUGUUGACCGAAACAAGAAGAGUCGCCAAAGUGCAAAUUCAGAAAGCCCUCUUGACAACAUACCAGAUGUAGAGGAUGAGCUUCCCCCUCCAGUACCCAUGAAACUUCUUGAUGAAAAUGAAAAUGUGCAAGAAAAAGAAGUGGAAGAAGAAGUGACAGAAGGAGCGAGUAAACCAGAAAAGAGGCUUAGUUCAGUGUCUUACAAGUCUCGAGAGGAAGAUCCAUCUCUUACAGAAGAUGAGAUCUCAGCCAUGUACUCAUCGGUGAGUAAGCCGGGACAGGCCAUCAAGGCACUGGAUUCUCCUUACACCUGCAUUCAAGAAAUUGCAUCCCAGAGGUCCCCCUCCAUUUGCAGUGGCCUCUAUGCAAGUGUGAAGGACUUUGAAAACACCCUCAAUUCCACCACCGUGCCUCAGCCAGCGGACAGACCAAACGGGGAGCUGGAGCCGGACUAUGAAGCUAUCCAGUCAGUGAGCCAAGAGGAAGACAGGACCUUGGCAGUGCCUAACACAAACCACACUGCUCUUUCAGGAGAGAGCGACUACGAGAGCAUAGGGGACUUGCAGCACCACAGGGAAUUCACCAGACUUUAACCACUCUGGCAGCAGAUUUCCCCGCCGUUACUUUCAAAGGACAAUGAAACAUGGAGAGGGAAGUGCUUUUCCUAUGGAACACAAGUUGUGAAGAAGCAAUGUACGUUUCAGCCAGGGUGUGAUACCUGCUGGUUUUUCUGGGUGGUGGAUCAAGGCUCAUGGGAAAGGGUACAUCAGGUCAGAAGGAUGACCAGGAAAAUGUAAAGAUUCCUUUAUUGUUAUUAGCUCCAAGGCAAACGUAAUUUGGGAAGGAGUGCCAUGCUUGUUGUCCUGAUAGGAUUACGUACCAAAAAGACUACCUUUACACAAAACUAGCUUCUCAUUUUAAGAGAUUGUUUCAUGUAAUUUUCCUCGAAGUGUUUUUCAAGCAUAAUUUUUCAUUCAAGUUUUGGCAUCUGCAAUUUUGAGCAAACCACGGAUAAUUGUACCUCAACUCAGACUUACUCUGCGGGGCUGGGGAAGAUGCACUCACUUCUGUGUCUUUUGGGGAGCUCUGUCCACCUUCACUGCAACUAAAGUGCAAACAACAGUAGUGCACAAGGGACUGACUCCAAAUGUACUUGAAUUAAUUCUGCUGGCUUUGUCUUUUCUUUUUUCUUUUCUUUUAUUUUUUUUUAAUGUCAAGGGCUGUAUAAUGUGACUUGCAGUAUUCGAGAUGUGUACUGGUAUUUGUAGGGGUUUUGUCUGAUUAUUUGUGAAAUAUCCCUUUAAAAUGGCAAUGGUCACCCUUAGCAUUCUUGCACUGUUUCCCUCAAAUGGACAGAAACACCUACACACACACACCCCAGACCAUUGUCAUGUUGCAAAAAUUGUGCAAUUGAAUGCCUUGGCAUAAUAUGUAGUCUAACCUUAGUAAUGUUGAGUAAAUUUUUUUUGCACAUUUUUGCCCUUUUUAAAGACUUAACUGUUUUAAUGUUUGUCUAGUUUCUUAUCUAGGAAAAAUUAUGUACUGUUUGAGUGGGUAUUUUUUUUUUUUACAACAUACUUUUCAUCUUCAAAGUUUUUAUCGAUUAAUUUACUGGGGUUUGUAACAGGAGGAAUCCCAUUCUUUAUUUGGGCUUGGUUUUUAAAUUUUUUUCCUAUUUCAAAAGUAGAUAAAUGAAAAUUGCUUUGGGGUUGUUUUGUUGACUUUUUCUGUCUCCUUGAGCAGGGAAAUGGAACAUGCCUUGCUGGUUUUAAGCUAAAAUCAUGGAGUCUAUGUAAAAGAACACUGCCAAAGGGCAAAAAAGAGGCAAAAGAGACAGUGGGAUUUAGUCAGGCAUAGCCACUGGUCCUCCUUGUUCUUCUGCUAAAAGGAGCAGGAGGGCAACCAAGACCUACUUGGGCCUCUGAAAAACAGUUUGAAAGCCACUGGCUUUUCAAAAAUGCUGACUUAUUCUGUUCAGAAUAACAGAAAAACAAAGUACAGUGCUUGGAUGAAAUAAGCAGGUACUGAUUGGUACCUUUUUUCCUCAAGAAUAAUUCAAUAAAUAGUCCAAUGGUACAAGAACAGUCCAACAGUAAAGAACUAGCAUUGUGUGACAUGCAUGUGCACAUAUCCCCAUGUAUAUAAGCAUACACUUGUAAUUUGGACACAAGUAUAAGUUAUAGUCCAAGCUGGCAACAUUCACAUACGUAAUAUCUGGCAUGUGCUUGAAGAGCAGUUUAUUUUUAAUUCAAAAUAAACAGUGCAUAAACUGAGGUUGGCUUGUUCUGUAGCAAACAAAACAGGUCUACUUUCACCUCAGUUGGUACUGGGUUUUGAAGGUUGAACCCUUCUCAGAUCCUCAGUCAGUUCUCACCAUGACUUGGUACUAUAAAGAACAAACCUAGAUCUGGUUACACACAUUUAUUAGAAAUAGCUUCAUAACUGAGAGAAGUGUGCUGAUUUACAGGCUUUGCCUGCAAGUAGUACAGCUCUGAGGAGCAGUGCAGCUGUGCAGCCAGCCUCUGCCCACAGGGUGGUUCAAACUUCGUGGAUCCUGACCUUGUGGGACAGCGCAGCACACUCGAUCUCCGACUCUCUUCCUCGGAGGAGAAGCAGUUCAGACCACUCUACAUCCAUCCUGUUCUUGACCACGCAUCAUGUUUUGACAGCUGCAGCAAACCCUUUGCUUCCACUUCAGUGCUUUUUAAGGAUGACUGUGGUUUUGCUUUCUGGAGUUUUUCCCUUUAUAAAAGUUUUAGUUUCUGUUUCCUUGAAUGUGAAUUCAUGAAGUUCACUUUGAAUGUUCUCUCCUUCUACUUCACACUGUUUAAGGCCAAAGAUAAGAUGCACCAUUUUUCGGAAUAUUUGUCAUGCUGGAGAAUUUCUUUAGUCUUUAACUAUGUGUUUGCUGUCUGUUCCUUGCUCAGGGGUACCAGUUUAUAUAUAUAGUCCUCAGUCUGACUCCUGCAGUUUAGUGGCAGGCAUACCUCAACUCCUGAUAUUCCCAAAUGCAUCCCAAGGCGUAGUUAUCCCUCUACAUGGAUGACUGUUUUUGGAGAAAAAGUAGGAACAUGAGGUUUGCCAGGUUCACUAGAUUCAAUUUCAAGACCAAUUCAAAGAUAUCUUGAGAUAAUGUCAGUUGAUAGCAAAGAAUAGCACUGAAUUCUUGAUUGUAAAAUUUUAAGGUGCAAAAGAAGAAAAGCAAACAUCACUCUAGAAAUACCCCCAUUGAGACCAGCUGGCCAAAGGAUGGUGGAGGACUGUCCAGUCAUUCUGUUGUCUUUCAUAGCCAGAUCAGAAAUGUUGCUUUGUAGGAAGGGACACAAGUCCUUCCAUCCUUUCUUUCCUCUGUUCUGACAACUGUUCCUGAGACCCCCUAGGCUUCCCUUUUACACAGUGAAAGAAAAAUUUUCCUCCACCUCUCUUCUUUCUUUGGUUUCUGUUUUUAACCUGUCUCAUACAGCCUUGCACUGGGAGCUGGUACCAUGUCUGCAGUGCUGUGGCAGUGGCACAUUCCUUCCUCUUUCAAUUACUUUCAGGCUGGUCACAACCUUUUAAUGGUUCAUCAGACCUCAGUCUCAUGGAGAAGCAAUUCACCUUUUGGAUUACUGCUUUCAGGACCUGCCCUCAGCCUUGAGACCCCACACACUGGACUUAAAAGCUGCAAAAAAUAAUUACCCUCCUGAACAAGGAUGUAUGAGGGAGUUCAUAACUCCCCUGCAAUCUCCAUUAUGUAGUUUAAUGCUAAAUUAAAAUGUUUUAGAAUUCAGUCCAAGGCUGGUAAGUGAGUAUUAACAUUUCUUGACAAAGAAUCAAGGUUCUGGUUUAGUUCCCUCUUCCCAGAAGUAAUAUCUGUUCCUUUGUGGCUGUUGUCAAUGCUUCCUUUUCAUUAAUAUAUUUGAUAGAAAGAUUUUUCCAGCAGUAAUCCCCAAAGAGAUUAAUCUGACUGUAAAGAAAAGGGAGUCUCUUCUACUUGUCUCUUUACUGCUCUUUUUAACUCUUUCACCAUACCCCUAAAUAAAAUGUCAACAUCCAAAAUGAAA
Molecule: messenger RNA, 5354 nt
Organism: Haemorhous mexicanus (house finch)
Lineage: Eukaryota; Metazoa; Chordata; Aves; Passeriformes; Fringillidae
Gene: PAG1
Product: phosphoprotein membrane anchor with glycosphingolipid microdomains 1
Exons: 8
Coding region: 630-1904 (424 amino acids)
Biological process (GO): negative regulation of T cell activation; intracellular signal transduction
Cellular component (GO): plasma membrane; membrane raft
Source: RefSeq, a predicted model, not a curated record